AGCGACCGUACAUCUUUUCAAGCAGAGUAAAAAUUAUAAUUUCAGCAAAAUUCAUAUCAAAAUAUGCCUUUUUAUACAACCAAAUACUAAAUUAGAAGGUUCAUAUGGUUAUUAUUUCUGUUAUUCUACUGCAGGUGAAAUAGCGAUGUGUUUGACUAACCACCCCAACUGAGUUAUGGAGGAGCGAUAUGCACGGCCAAGACACGAUACGAAUUCCAGUACUGUCUUUAGAAACAAUAUGCUCCGCUCUGUGGGCUAUAAACGGAUUACUCUUACUAGCUGAAGGCAUUUCAUAUCUGGAACUGCAGCUGAGAGUGACAAUGUCUCUCGAAGCGGGAUCACCGUCUGAACCAUAUGGUGAAGAAGUCAAAGCAGACAUGGAAAACGGAAACGGUGAUAAAGACAAACUAAUCCCUGUUACCCCAAAGGAGAAAGAGUCUGUUCCAGACAGCGAUGACACUGUGCGCGAUGUUCCCGUGUCAGAGUCAACAGCUACAAGUUCUCCGCAACUCUCCUCACCAAAGCUGUCCACGCCUCCGCACAGAAGAGCAGCGUCGCUGUGUCCAAGCAUACCGCGUUCAGAUUCCGUAAAGUUCAAUAAGAAGCCGGCCAAUGGCAGUGCAAUAAGAAUGAUCAAUAUGGAUUCUACGCAACGAACUCCAAGAGCAUCUAAGCGCGUUCCGAGUUUAAAACUUAAACGAAUGGGCGCGCAGUCCCGGAAUUUAAGCACUCAAGCUACACAGGAUAAAAUAGAUUCUGCUAUGCCGUGUUUACCGCAGUGUGCGCGAGAAAACCCAUCGAUAACGAUCACUAUUGAUUCGGAUGAUGACUCUAUAUAUAGUGACUAUUUAAGUCCCGAAAUUAAUUACAAACCAGAAAUGAAGGUGCAAUUUAUCGGAGACGAGACUAGCCUUUAUGGCACACCAAAAGAGGAAUUAUUACCUAAUAGUACUAAUAGUGUAAAUAUGGAAAAGUCAAGUCCGACCAGCUUUUUGAGGGAACAAAUUUAUGCAUUUUUCCAACCUUCGGAUAAUAAGCUUGCUAUGAAAUUAUUUGGCAAUAAAAAUGCAUUGCUCAAAGAAAAGAUGCGACAUAAACGCCAAGGAAAUUGGGUUAUACAUCCUUGCAGUAACUUCAGGUUUUACUGGGACCUCUUUAUGUUGGUUUUACUGAUAGCAAACCUCAUUAUUUUACCGGUAGCUAUCUCAUUCUUCAAUGAUGAUCUCAGUACACAGUGGAUUGUUUUUAACUGCAUUAGUGAUACCGUUUUCUUCUUUGACAUUCUUAUAAAUUUUAGAACAGGAAUUAUCUUGAACGACUUUGCCGACGAGAUUAUUCUAGAUCCCAAACUUAUUGCAAAGCAUUAUUUUAAGUCAUGGUUCUUUCUGGAUCUAAUAAGUUCUAUACCUAUGGACUAUAUAUUCCUUAUGUGGGACUCAGAAGCCAAUUUCAGCCAACUCUUCCACGCAGGUAAUCAAGACGAGUUGGACGCAUCACCAUACUGGCAAGGUCGUGCCUUGCGUAUGUUACGUCUAGCAAAGUUGUUAAGCUUGUUACGUUUGUUACGGCUUUCCCGAUUGGUCCGUUACGUUCAGCAAUGGGAAGAGUUCUUAGCUGUUGCCGGUAAGUUUAUGCGAAUCUUCAACCUGAUCUGUCUUAUGUUUUUGCUUGGGCAUUGGAAUGGCUGUCUUCAGUUCCUUGUUCCAACUCUACAAGACUUCCCCAAAGAUUGCUGGGUAUCAAUAGAAGAACUUCAGGAGGCCCACUGGGCUCAUCAGUACACCUGGUCUCUAUUUAAAGCACUGUCACAUAUGUUGUGUAUUGGAUACGGUCGUUUCCCGCCACAAAACAUGACUGACACGUGGUUGACAAUAUUGAGCAUGCUCAGUGGCGCCACCUGCUAUGCACUGUUCCUUGGUCACACUACCACAAUUAUUCAGUCCUUUGAUACUUCCAGACGACUAUACAAUGAAAAGUUCAAACAAGUUGAGGAAUAUAUGAUAUACAGAAAAUUACCUCGAUCUUUACGACAAAAGGUGGCAGAGUAUUAUGAACACAGAUAUCAGGGGAAAAUGUUUGACGAGGAAAGAAUCCUUGGGGAACUCAACGAAUGUUUACGUCAGGACGUAAUCAACCACAACUGCAGAUCUCUAGUCGCUUCAGUGCCAUUUUUUACAAACGCUGACCCUCAGUUUGUAUCUGAAGUGGUGAGCAAAUUACUAUUUGAAGUCUUUCAAGCAGGAGAUUACAUUAUCAGGGAGGGAACAAUGGGCAGCAAGAUGUAUUUCAUUCAGGAAGGUAUUGUUGAUGUUAUAACAACCGAAGGAGAAGUGGCUACGUCACUCUCAGACGGGUCUUAUUUUGGAGAAAUAUGUCUUCUUACGAAUGCAAAACGGGUCGCCAGUGUGAGGGCAGAAACAUAUGUUAAUUUGUACUCACUCUCUGUGGAACAUUUCAAGGACGUCCUUGACCGCUAUCCCGUAAUGAGGCGGACAAUGGAAAGUGUUGCAGCGGAAAGACUAACAAAGAUCGGAAAGAACCCAAGUAUAGUAAGUAGUCGUGCAGACUUAGAUGAGGACCAACGCCUGUUAAAUGAAAUAGUAAUGGAGUCCACACCGGUAGUUACAAGCGCUAGCGAAGACGAGGAUAAAGACUCUGAUGAUAGCUCUGGAAGUUCAAAAAGUAAUAAAAACAAGAAAAAGUUUAAACUGGAUUUCAGUGCAAAGUUACACAGAAUUACAGAAGAAAGAAAGUCUCGGUCCAGGGAGAAUUUGAAGGAGUGUCAUUCAGACAGUCGGUUUAGGAAUAUCCUUCGGAAAGCCCCUUCAGGACCAAAUCUUUUUGGGUUACUGGCCCCUCCUAUGUUUAGUGAAAGAAAACGUUCUGGAAGCGUUGGUGCAAAUUUAGGUAUGAUUAUGGAAAGCUUUACUGAAGACUCCUCACAUAAAAAGCGAGAUGACAGUAGUAUCGGGAAUAAAUUCUUUAGAGUGUUUGAUAAAGAAGCGAAGAAACGAAAAUCCGACUCUAAAACAUCAGUCUGUGAUGAAUCUCCAACUUCGGAUGGACUACAUAUGCAAUUUUUAACUGUUCCUCAAGAUAAAACAACUACUAAAACUAAGGAAUUUCCAAGUUCUCCCAAAUGUGAUACUAAAAAAGAACACACACCUCAUAAAAGUGUUAUCAGAUCAGAUUCAGGUCACUCCAGCAAGUCAGACAGACCUAUGCAAGUAAACUUUACACUUUCCACAACUGAAGACGAAUUGACUCCACUGACAGGGACGGAACAACCUGAAUCAAGUACCAAAAAGAAAAAAAUACGUCAUGUAGACUUCGAAGAGGCAAAGCUUAUUCCAUUUAACAAUGCCAAAAGUUCGAGCGAAGACGAAGAUAAGAGAUGUGAAUCUCCAUUGUAGAUGCCAAAAUUUCAAAGAUCUUACAGCUGGGAGAAUAUUGAGGACGCCAUAUAAUGAUAUUUAGUUUCUGUGAUCAAUAGCAUUUUCAUAUUCAUGUUAAAUAUGCAUUUUAUGUACAUGUAUGGACUAAAUUACAUAGUAAAAUUAACGCUUAACAAAGUUUCUUACUGGCCUGGCAUUGAUGAUUAACUGACGAUGUAAACACUUUAUUGAGACCUCAACUGCCUUCUCAUUUUAUACUGUCUUGAACGUUCUUAAAAGUGCGUUAACUACACACGGCAAUCCGAUUCUCGCCUUAGUUGUCAUUUUAGAUAUUUCUUCUUAUAAUAAUGACUAUUUGUAAAAUAACUUUUUAUAAAGUCCAGUUUUACUACGCAAAAAAAAAUAACGAAGGAAAAAGGCUGGUGAGAAAUCUUGUUUAGUGGAUGCAAAACGUGUCACUUAUAUCACCAUAGGCUGAGAAAAUAUAACUUAGUUGAUUUUCUAAGGUAAACUAGGGCUAAUUAAUAAUGUUGAAGAAAGUCGCAUACUUUUUCUUAUAAAUUAGCGAUGAAUAUCCAACAGAAAUAUUUAUGAUUGUUUAAUUGUCAGUCUGAUACUUUUUGUAAGUCUAUUUAGUUAAUUUAUGAAAUAUUGGUAGUUACUAAUGAAUUCAAAAACGUAUAUGUUAGCACGUGCUCAAUCAUCAGCAUUAAUUGUUUAUGUAGCAUACAUUAUUGAUUUUCUCAAUUAAUUAUGCGGUAAAAAAUGAAUUGAACAGCCAAAGUUAUAUCUAUUAACCCUUUAAAAUGUUAGGAAUCUGAAUGUGAUGUUUGCUCGUUUUAAGCUAAAACGUGUGUCAAAAUGUUUCUUAUUUGUUAGACUUUUUGCCAAAAAUAGUAUUGUAUAUUCCUGAUGACCAUUCUAAAUUUCAUGUAUUUUUGUUCAGUAACAACAGUGAACUACACCAUUAAGUGAAUAGCAGGUCUUUUGCUCUUCUAGACUGAUUAAGCCUCGAAUCUUGAUUCCAUAAUGUAAAGAAAGAAAUCAUUAGGUCGUAAGGUAGUGGACCCGUAAAGCCAUUCGGCGCAAUUUCCGUACGAUUUCGUAUUCUUGUCUGCUAUUUUCUUCGGACGUAAAUGUAGCCGUGGGAGCAACGUUUUUGGUGAUAACCGGAAAGUGCCGAAUUCACCUAUGGAAAAUGCAUAUUCGAACGGACAGUACCGAUCGUCAUUAAGGGUCCACUAAUUUAAGAAACUCAGUUCUCAUGACUACCAUUAUGUAGAGCGAACGCAUGUAAAAAAAGCUUGCUCCUGUCAUUAACACCUGGGUCCAAUGUGUUACGGAAUCGAUUUUGGAUACCAGCACGUGAUUGGCUGAGACGGACUUGAAAUUGACCAAUGGCAACGCUGCAUUCUUAGACUGUGUUAACCUUGGACCCUGGUGAAAACUCAUGACGUCAUAAGCAAAAAUUAUAGUUAAAUUGUAUUGUGAACACGAUCAUAUAGCAGGGCAAAUAAAAAUCAUAAUCUUUAAUAAUGGCUUCACAUUGUUCUAUCACAAUAUAGCCUAUGUUACAGUUUACAAUACUCACGAGAAAUCUGUACAAAUAUACCGACCAAUUAAUUUCAAUUUCCCUAAAAUCUACUGUAUGUUUAGCUAAAUGAGCUAUUUUCUCUCGAAGAUACUGCAUGGCACUAUCUCCUCGAUUUUUUUCAUUAAUAAAGUUAUUUUAGUUCUGCCGAUAAUUCCACUUAAAAACGUCAUGUUGUAUUCAAACUGAAUUAUUAACAUUUUGCUGAUGAUUCUCUAAUAGUGUAGUGAAGUUAUUAUAAAAGUUUAUGAUUUUUAAAUUGAUAUAUCUUAGAGCGUAUUUUAGACAUAUCUGUACACAUUCCUGUGAUGAUAUUAUUCGUCGUGCUACUUAGAGACCACGCCCAGAUUAUUUAUUAUUGUGGACUGUACUUGGAAUAGGACUGGGCGUUACAUAGUAUAGGGCGGGGCAACGAAGAAUAUAAAAAUAGCCUUGUAUACCAUAUGGUCUUCCGGUCUUUGUUUUUGUAUUCUAAUCGUUGUUUUAAGGAACAUAAUUCUUGAACUACUCGGAACAAUGGUCUAAAAUUCUAGAGUAGUAUUUCUAAUUGCUGUCAAAUCGACAAAGUAGUAUGCUGUUCUACUCUGGUACUCAGUCACACUGAAAUCAUUCAUAGUGUGACAGAACCAAGACCUGCUUUCCUUCAUCGUAGUUAUCACGAGUCUUUUAAACAAGAUUUUAUUUAGAACACCCGUUCACGUUCUAAACUUUCCAGAACACUACUUGUUUUCACUCAACUGAGUUAGUGUAUAUGCAGAAUGUUUGGAGUAGUUAAAAGAAUGUGACAAAUGGUAUUGGAUGAAAUCUCCGCUGUGAAUAUUAUUUGGUAGAGGACAGGGGAUUGGUAUCUUAGCGACGAUGGGCGGGAUGAUGGGCGGGGAAAUGCGUUUAAUUGGUUGAUAAGUUACAAUUACCCUUACGCCAAGCUGAUAACCACGCCUCAUUGUACAUAUCGGUUGAACAUAAAUCUUUUUAUUUAUAAAAUAUCUCACAACGUAUAGCUUGACGGGUAUAUAUUGAAUGAGAUAGUUACGCAUAUUCAGAAUCGAGAAAAUCGAGGUAAGGUCUACUAAGGUUCGCAUCAAAUAUAAAUGUACCGUAUAAGUUAUAUAUUAACGGACUUUCGUGUAUUAAUUAAGUAUUCUAGGAGAUAAUCAAUCAUACUAAGGAAAUGUGACACAGUAUCGUAUUUUUAUAUUAGAGGAAACAACAAAACCUUUUCGUUAAGAUCUAAUCGUUAUCACUGAUAUUUGAAUAAGGAGAAUUUGAAAUCAUUUAUUUUUAUUGGGAAUACACUACAGAUUGCAACUGUUUAUCAAGCUGUACGUUACUCUUUCAAGUAUGGAAACAGUUUUUUUUGUUAAGCAUUACUUUGUAUUUCGUCUUUAAAAUAUGAUAUUUAUUUAAGAAAUUUCUGUUUUUAGUAUAUGGUGACAACUAUCGAAAUGGAUCGAAAUAUGUCAUAUCGCUGUGUUACGUUACCGCUAUGUUACGUUACGUAAAGAUGAAUAAAUGAUCAAGGUGAUCAACGGGAGGUUUGUUAAUGUAUAUAAGGUGCUGUGAAAAAGUAUAUACAGAUAAACUGAAUUACUCAAUAGUCAAGUUCUAUUGAAAGAAAUGUAUUUUGUGAGAUAUUGUUCAUCAGCACGGAGACUGAUUAUGUAAACCAAAAAUCAGUUGGUAAAAACAGGUUUAUACACUAUCUAAAACAAAACUAAUUUUUUGUGAUAAUUUUUUACCGUUUUUGUUUUAUUUACUAACCACAUUUUAUCCUUUUUAUCAAAUUUAUACAAGUAGUGUUUAGUUGAAACUUUUUUGGCACAACAUUACAGUUGUAACACGGUCAAGGCUGUUUGGUGCCUGAUAAGGAACUUUUGGAACAACCAUUCUUCUUUACUAACAUAGUUAUAUACUCAAAAAUUGAGAAAAAAACACGAGAUAAACUCUUAGGGAAUAUGAGGCAUGCACUUCUUGCUGUGAUUCUUUUUUUUCUUUGAUAAAUGCAACUGUUCUUCAUUCGGCUUUGCGUUUUCUAUGACUCACAAACGUACUACAUUAUUCUUACAACAACGUCCAAUAUUUCGGAUAACUAAUCAACCGCAACCUCUCGAACCUUUUCCAUCAAAGUCCAAAAGGUACCGAUUCCUUCUCAAUCAAAUUCCAGCCCAUAUUCCGUCAGCCACCCAUUUCAAAAUAUCUCGAUUCUUUCCGUCAAAGUCCAAAAGUACCGAUUCUUUCUUGAGCAGUGUGAUAUAUGAAUAUUUGACACGUUGCAUGCCGACAGUUAUGCAUAUAACAUGUUUAUCAUUUUAUUUUGCUUUUCUAUGCACGUGUUUAUAAAAUUUAUUUACACACAAAAGGUUAGAAUCUUGUGUGAUGUUCCUGUGUUAAUUUAUUUUCAGACUUUAAACAAAUUACUUAUUUGUUCUAGGUAUUGUUGAAUACAAACUCAUUGUGUACACGUGUUCAUGUAAGUCCUCUAAAAACUAUAAAACUAUUACAUUUAUUGAUUUUAUUCCCUUGUCAAGUUAUUUUUAGACCCUGUUCAGACACAAUUUGACACUUCUACAAAACAAGUAUAACCGCUGUCUUCCAAGAAUGUAUUGCUAUCUUCUGUUAAUGUUUUAUGCAAGGUUUAUAUAGGGUUCCGAAUGUAAUUAUUGAAUCAAACAGCACGAUAUAAACAAAAAGGAAAACAGGGUUUUACAAGUUUUUUUACAGGAUUUUAAUCAAUUGAAAAAUAACAUGGCUUGCAGCAUACGUUUAUUUAACUACGCAUUCCUUACUUUGUAAUUACUAUACUAGUAUGGUGAGUCGUUAUUCAAAAUAAAUCCCAAAACUGGUUCUUAACAGAGAACGUACCUUUUCAAUUGUGGACCUAGGUAUUUAACUCGUAUCAAAAGUUUUUCUUCAAAAUUAUUGCGCAAAAUUUAAAAACAUGUAUUCAUUCUAAAACACAGCUUUGCGCUUAUAAGAUAAGUUCUAAACAACACAAUAUUUUUUUCUUUGAGAACCUAGUUCUCAACAUCACACCACAGUUCCUAAAAAAAUCUAUGUUCUUAACAUGGAUAAAUUAUAGCUUUGAGAUCAAUCCUGUUUAAAUCUUAGAGAAGAAAUAUUCUGAAACAAAAUGUAUAAUUUCUACACAUUUAGAGACAUCUAUCUGUUGCAUCUUUAAGAAAUCAAAACCGAUCAAUAUAUAGUACAGUAAAAUGGUGUAAAAAUACUUCAGAAAAUGGGAAAAGCAUGAAACUUGGUACAUAACUACUUCAGGGCAAAAUACUAAAAAUGAGCAUGAGACCCACUCCGAAAAAUCCAAUAUGGCCGAAAAAUCCAAGACGGCUGCCAUAUAUGUAUAUAUUUUCAAAAAUACAUAAUACUAUAUAUAUAAUUUCUAUUAACAUUUACAGUCAUCAGUAUAAUAAGCUAAAACCACCUGCCUGAAUAAAUCCAAACAUAUUAUAUUAACAAAAAUACCGUUUUUCCAACAAAAAUGAAAAAAGUUGUCUCCCUUGGAUAAAAUGUGCUAUUAAGCAGAAGAAAAGUCAUAAUGCAUUUAUAUGAAUCAGAAUUAAGUAUAUAAUGGUAACUGGCAUAUCAAGAAUGUUUAAAAUGGCAACAGUCCUGUGCAGAACUUUACAACAAUUGUAAAUUAAUUAAUUAUAAAUACAUUCGAACUUCGGUAACUGGAACCCAUAAGGACCGACUAAAUUUAUUCGAAUUAUCGGUAGUAUGAGUGAUCGAAAAAUAUAUUAUAAAGGAAUUUGUUUGGGAACUGACGAUAGAUUAAUUGAAGAAUGGUGUUCGAAUUAUCAGAGUUUGAGCAAACGAAGUUUUAGUCUGUAAUGUGUAUUAGUGAAUAAAUGACAUGUGUUUCACUUUGUCAUUAGUUUUCGUGACUCAGAAUUUGUAAGUGUUGCUGUAUUCAUUUCAAUUUAUUUACACUAAGAGAACUAAUGACACUUAAUAAAACUAUAUAAUUCAUUAAA
This is a messenger RNA of Mercenaria mercenaria, 8975 nucleotides long. RefSeq names its product potassium/sodium hyperpolarization-activated cyclic nucleotide-gated channel 3-like. Gene Ontology annotation, molecular function: monoatomic ion channel activity. Lineage: Eukaryota; Metazoa; Mollusca; Bivalvia; Venerida; Veneridae. The record is from RefSeq and is a predicted model, not a curated record. The transcript is spliced from 13 exons. Gene Ontology annotation, cellular component: membrane. The coding region runs from base 189 to 3413 and encodes 1074 amino acids. Gene Ontology annotation, biological process: monoatomic ion transport; transmembrane transport.